Messenger RNA from Sphaeroforma arctica JP610, 2512 nucleotides. RefSeq lists its product as hypothetical. Bases 128 to 1300 code for a protein of 390 amino acids. The transcript has 10 exons. NCBI's taxonomy places the organism in Eukaryota, Ichthyosporea, Ichthyophonida. The record is from RefSeq and is a predicted model, not a curated record.
CAGAUACAUAGGCAAGAUACAUAGACACAUAGAUACAUAUAUACAUAGAUACUUAGAUACAUACAUAUAUACAUAGAUACAUAGAUACAUAGAUACACAUGCCCAGGCAACGUUGGUAACAAUAGGCAUGGUGUACUUACAAGGUACUAGUAUGAUGUUGAUGUACACCAUGUGUGUAUCACGUAUCGUGGAAGCUGCACCUCAGCUUGUGGACCAUGUAAUAGUCUUAGGGAUCGAUGGUCUUGGCGGUGCCAAGGCCGAGCAACUAAUGAGUAGUGGAGUUAUGCCGAAUCUCGCCGAUAUCAGAGCGAGUUCUAUUUAUAGCAUGCACUGCAGAGGCGACUUCCCCACAUCCAGCGCAACCAACUGGCACGCGAUUAUGGCGGGCGCUUCCGCCGAGAUGACUGGCGUGGACUCCAACAACUGGCUCGCCACCCAACCGGAUAUAGCCGAUGUCAAUGGUAUCUGCCACAACACACCCACCAUCUUCUCUCUGUUACGCUCGCAACGUCCAAAUGCGACGUCUGCGCUAGUGUCCGGGUGGGAGGCAUUGCUGGGCAUUGCAUAUCCCAAGACAGAUAUCACACACACAGUGUACCAUGAACAUGUGGAGGACAGUGCCGAUGAGAUCAUCCGCAUUCUAAGCGCGGAUCACCCGCCCGAGUUCACAAUGCUGCAGAUCAACGAGUUGGACGAAGCAGGCCACGGCCACGGCUACGGCGAUGAGUUCAAUAAAGAGGCUGCGCGGGUCGAUGUACAGAUCGGUCGAAUGGUCUCCUUCGUGCAGAACAGCACGGUCAUGUGGAAAAAGACUAUGUUGCUAAUUGUGGCGGAUCAUGGCAGAGAACCAGAUGGUUACAACCACGGAGGAUUAACCACUCUCGAGCUAGAGACCAUGUGGUUGGCACUAAGUCCAGUGCUCGACACAGCGCACGAACUCACACCAGUGGGCCGCAGUUUAGUCACACCCAUUCGAUCGGUGGACACAGCCCCGACCGCAGCGUAUGCACUCGGACUGGAGAUCCCAAUACAGUGGAGAGGUCAUCCAGUACGUGAGCUGUUCAACUCAUCGAGUUUCGGGCUAAACUACAAGUGGCCCCCCAAUGACAGGUGUGAUGCUCAGCUGUCGGGUGUAGUGCUAUAUACCCACCAACCGUCGUAUGUCCUGGGGCUGUGGAAUGGCGUUAUUCUGACAUUCUCUGUUCACACGGAAAGUUGUACGGGCGAUGACGCUGUGGUACGGCUACAGAUGAUGGCACCCUCGAGACGUAUACGAACCAUCGUAACACCUCUCAGAUGACAAGGACACUCUCUGAUGCGCAUCAAACGCCUCCACAGUGUUAGGACUAGUCGUGUUCUUCAUGCACGCGAUCUCACUCAUGGGGUUCCGACGGCUGCCAUACAUACGCAUUGGGUAUCACACGGGACGUGUCGAUACGAAAGGGGAGGACGGGUCCUUUGCUAUGCGACUGCUGUCUGAGAGCGCCGAUUUAAAUGCUGUUGGAGAGAAUCUCGACGACGCUUUAGGUGAGGAGAUGGAUGACAACGAGCACUCGACCGGAACAGCUUCUCAAUCAUCGGAUGGUCAAGCGCGCACGUGCUGCAGUGCGUUCAGAGACAUUCGCUUCUACACGGACUGUUUGUUCUUGCUGCUGUGUAUACUUGGGCUGGCGGUAGUCGUACCCACAAUGAUGCGAGUUAUUUGAGACCUCCUAGUCUAGCGAAUGCACAGCCAUAGUACCCGCCUUCAAUUUGCUAUGGUGUGGAGUGUAUCGCAUAUACAACCAUAGUAUUAUUGAGGUCAGAUAACAGGCCUGUCCAACACCUUAAUAUGGCGGAUAUUAUCGAUGGAAGUUUUAUUUUCCCCAUUUAUGGCAUCUUUCCGACUGCUGUACGGUCGGAUGUUGGCCGUAUAGCCUUGCCACUGACAACCGCGAGCUAUUGAUGGGUUGCUUUGUGCCAGUCAGUGGGAUGGUCAUAGACGUUAUGUUAUACCGCUAUGCUAUACAAUAGCAUUAAAUAUCAAGCAGUGCGUAUACUACACCUGUAUAUGAAUAUGCGGACGCUGUACGUACCGCAAUUUGUUACGCGACGGUACGGCACGUCCGAAGGACUGCGCCGCAAGGGAACUCUGGUGGACAACUCAGCACAGGUGAACGUUGUUACAAAGCAGCAAACACACACACAGGCUUUACGUACGCGUACACACACAGAAAAUACGAACGUGUGCACUACAACAUACACUGACACCGCAAUAUGCACUGAAACAGCGAUGUGCACUAACACUGCGAUAUACACUGACGCGUACGCGCGAACUCAUGCUCGCAGCCAUACGCACGUGCAUGUGAGUCAAUUAGUCAUUGAUUCAUAUCUUCGGAUUUCGGCACCAACCAUUGUGGAGGCUACAUGCGAGUUUGAGCCAGCCAGUCUUGAAUACGCAUGAGUAGAUAAAAUUCCUUUCCAAUACAUAGAGAUUUUAUAGUAUCGCAGCUGUGCGAUGUUUCAACGAAGC